Panthera uncia (snow leopard) is the source of this 3193-nucleotide messenger RNA. It is a transcript of the gene SLC38A1, whose product is annotated as solute carrier family 38 member 1. The record is from RefSeq and is a predicted model, not a curated record. Lineage: Eukaryota; Metazoa; Chordata; Mammalia; Carnivora; Felidae. Gene Ontology annotation, biological process: L-glutamine transport; amino acid transmembrane transport. The coding region runs from base 505 to 1968 and encodes 487 amino acids. Gene Ontology annotation, molecular function: L-glutamine transmembrane transporter activity. The transcript is spliced from 16 exons.
CUUCCUUUUUUUUUUUUUUUUUUUUUUUUUUUUUGAAGCCUACCUUCCCCAGUCUCACUGCUAGUGGGCAGUGAGAGUGUCUUCACAAGCAGAGGACAAAGAUGUCCCCCUCUCUCUGGGGGUGUGGGAGGAAGCUCCAGGCCCCCACUCCGGGGUCCAUUUACCCUGGCCCCAUGGAUCCCCAUCCAUGCCUGGUGUCUAAGGUUCUCCCCAUCCUUUUGGGGGUCUAGGCUCAAGAGGACAGGUGCAAAGGGGAACAGAAGGUCCCCAGCACUGGGGGAAUCUCCCUGCUGGAAGUUGUAAAGGAUUCUGGAGCCAGGAAAGUUUCAUUCUAGAUGUGAGUCUGCAUGAACAAACGGGAAUACUGUGUGGCCUGGUUGUGGGAAAGAGAAGAAGAAAAUUUCUAAAAAAGGGGUGUCAAGCUUCUAUUUUUGCUGCUAUCCCUUUGUAAUACACUCAGAGCAGAAUUUGGACUAAUUUUUUGACCACAGAUACUUUCUAAACAUGAUGCAUUUCAAAAGUGGACUCGAAUUAACAGAGUUGCAAAACAUGACCGUGCCCGAAGAUGAUAACAUUAGCAACGAUUCCAAUGACUUCACUGAAGUAGAAAAUGGUCAGAUAAAUAGCAAAUUUAUUUCUGAUCGCGAAAGUAGAAGAAGUCUCACUAACAGCCACUUGGAAAAAAAGAAAUGUGAUGACUAUAUUCCAGGAACAACCUCCUUAGGCAUGUCUGUUUUUAACCUAAGCAAUGCCAUUAUGGGCAGUGGGAUUUUGGGACUCGCCUUUGCCCUGGCAAACACCGGAAUUCUACUUUUUCUGAUACUUUUGACUUCUGUGACACUGCUGUCUAUAUAUUCAAUAAACCUUCUUUUGAUCUGUUCAAAGGAAACAGGCUGCAUGGUUUAUGAGAAGCUGGGAGAACAGGUCUUUGGCACCACAGGGAAGCUCGUAAUCUUCGGAGCCACCUCUCUACAGAACACUGGAGCAAUGCUGAGCUACCUCUUCAUCGUAAAAAAUGAACUACCCUCUGCCAUAAAGUUUCUGAUGGGAAAGGAAGAGGCAUUUUCAGCCUGGUAUGUGGAUGGCCGUGUUUUGGUGGUGGUAGUUACCUUUGGCAUUAUCCUCCCUCUGUGUCUCUUGAAGAACUUAGGGUAUCUUGGCUAUACCAGUGGCUUUUCUUUGAGCUGUAUGGUUUUUUUCCUAAUAGUGGUUAUCUACAAGAAAUUUCAAAUUCCCUGCAUUGUUCCAGAGCUAAAUUCAACAAUAAGUGCUAAUUUAACCAAUCCUGACAUGUGUACACCAAAAUAUGUUACCUUCAAUUCAAAGACCGUGUAUGCUUUGCCAACCAUUGCGUUUGCUUUUGUCUGCCACCCAUCAGUCCUGCCGAUUUACAGUGAGCUUAAAGAUCGAUCACAGAAAAAGAUGCAGAUGGUUUCCAAUAUCUCCUUUUUCGCCAUGUUUGUUAUGUACUUCCUGACUGCCAUUUUUGGCUACUUGACAUUCUAUGAAAAUGUGCAAUCAGACCUCCUUCACAAGUACCAGAGUAAAGAUGACAUUCUCAUCCUGACAGUGCGGCUGGCUGUAAUUGUUGCUGUCAUCCUCACAGUGCCGGUGUUAUUCUUCACGGUUCGUUCAUCUUUAUUUGAACUGGCUAAGAAAACAAAGUUUAAUUUAUGUCGUCAUGUCUUGGUUACCUUCAUACUCUUGGUUAUUAUCAACUUGUUGGUGAUCUUCAUACCCUCCAUGAAGGAUAUUUUUGGAGUCGUAGGAGUUACAUCUGCUAAUAUGCUUAUUUUCAUUCUUCCUUCAUCUCUUUAUUUAAAAAUCACAAGUCAGGAUGGAGAUAAAGGGACUCAAAGAAUUUGGGCUGCCCUCUUCUUGGGCCUGGGGGUGUUGUUUUCCCUGGUCAGCAUCCCAUUGGUCAUCUAUGACUGGGCCUGCUCAUCAAAUAGUGACGAAGGCCACUGAGACCAGCUGAGGACAGGAGACAUUUCCAGACCGCUGCUCGGCCAUGUCACCCCACAUCAGCAGUCUUCAUCACUUCUUUUGCAAGUUUACAGAAGCAAACAGAAAUUCACAAGAUACUUAAAAUGGAAUAACAUUUUGGUAGCAAAACAGAAACCAGUUUCUAUAAUGGUUCCAGUCCCUCUAAGAUUUCAGAUCAAUUUAAGGAUUGUGGAUAUUUUUUUUUUUUUUAAGUUUCAUGCAAUUGUGUAUCUCCGUGCUCUUCACAGUUAUUUUUCACUCUUCUAACUCUAUUUUUUUGUUACUUCCUGGUCCCUUAAAACUUUGAAAACAUGAUCGUCAAUCAUGUUUAUUUAUUACACAUCCAGAUUCUGUAAUAAUUUUCCUGCCGAUGUUCCACUCACAUCAUCUGUACCUUUUUAGAAAAGAAUCUUGAAUUGUAUAUAGUUAUUUUGCUUUACAGAAAAAAAAAAUGGUUUCAUAAGUAUUUUGCCUACUUUGGUUAACAUAGCACACAGGGAUACUUGUAAGAGAGUGACAGGGUGUGUGCCAUUGCUGGAUCAGAACCUGCCCAAUAUUUGAGGUGGCUCUGAUCACCCGGCAGCCGGGGGCUCUAGCAGUCCAGUGGCCUCAUUGGUACUACAUCCUGCUUUAUGUAGAGACAUUCUCCAAUGAAUGUUCUCAGCUGGGAAGGGGGUGAGAAUGACUUCUUACCUUGGUAAACAUAUUAAACCACACAUUUGGGUUACCUAGCAAGUGAAGUUUUGUUUCCCUCUUGGCAAAUUGUGUCAAAGUUACUCUGAGCUGAGUCACCUUCCACUGAGGGAGACCCAUGACACCUUUGUAAUAAAUUGAGAAGCAAGAGUAUCCAAAAUGCUUAAGAAAAUAUUCCUCUGAAAAAAAUAGCCUUCAACCCUACACCUGUAUUGUUGAAAGGAGAAAAAACAUUUUCUUAAAUUAUGAACCCAGCAGCUUUUACUCAUGUCCACCAGCUUUUUGCACAGGGAAUAAUGUGUAUCUAGCCAAGGACGAUCUAAGAGAAGUAAUUCCUGUUUUAUAUUGGGUACUUUAGGGGGGUCUUUAAAAGACUUGUUUUAUAUCUAUAAAUUUAGGUUAUUACAAAUACAAGAUUUUUGUACCUUAAAUAUAAGCCUCAUUCCUAUUUCUUCUCCAUUAACAAUCCACCCAGAGUCUUGAAAAAAAAAAAAAAAGAAAAAAAGAAAAGAAA